GAGUGUGUGCUUGGUGUGUGUUUGUGUGUGAGCUAGAAAAUGGCGGAGGCUUUUUCUCAGGAGGAAGAGUCUUUCACAUGUCCAGUGUGUCUUGAUCUGCUGAAGGACCCAGUGACUAUUCACUGUGGACAUAACUUCUGUAUGAGGUGCAUUAAGGGCUGCUGGGAUCAGGAGGAUCAGAAAGGAGUCUACAGCUGCCCCCUGUGCAAACACACCUUCACUCCCAGACCUGUCCUCUACAAAAACCCUCUGAUUGCUGAAAUGGUGGAGAAAUUUGGGAAGACCAGAAUCCAGACUGCUGAUCCUGCUCAGUGUUCUGCUGGACCUGGAGAUGUGGAGUGUGACGUCUGCACUGGGAGAAAACUCAAAGCCGUGAAAUCCUGUUUGGAUUGUGUCCUGUCUUACUGUGGAACUCACUUAAAGGUUCACAAUGAUGUAAACCCAGGAAGGAAACACUCAGUGAUUGAUGCCACAGGCCAGCUACAGGAGAGGAUAUGCCCUCGUCAUAAGAAGGUGUUUGAAAUAUUUUGUCGUACUGAUCAGAGUUGUAUCUGCUAUCUGUGUGUGAUGGAUGAUCAUAAAGGCCAUGACACAGUCACAGCUGUAGAAGAAAUGAACAACAAACAGAAGCAGUUGGGGCAGACCCAGAGGAGAUUCCAUCAGAGAAUCCAGGAGAGAGAAAAGGAGCUGCAGGAGCUGAGGAAGGCUGUGGAGACUCUGAAGAGCUCUGCACAGACAGCAGUGGAGGACAGUGAGAGGAUCUUCACUGAGAUGAUCCGCUCCAUUGAGAGAAGGCGCUCUGAGGUGACAGAGCUGAUCAGAGCUCAGGAGAAGGCUGAGGUGAGUCGUGCUGAAGGACUCCUGAAGAGACUGGAGCAGGAGAUUGCUGAGCUGAAGAGGAGAGAUGCUGAACUGGAGCAGCUUUCACACACAGAGGAUCACAUCCAUUUCCUCAAGAACAUCCCAUCAUUCAGAGACCCUCUUCACUCUAAAGACUUACCCAGCAUGACCUUCAACCAAAGUGUCUCUUUUGAGGCUGUGAAGGAAUCUGUCUCUGCAGUGAAGGUGCAGCUGGAGGAGAAACUGGAAGGCAUCUUCAAGCAGGAAGUACUAAAGAUAUCUGCAGCAGUGGCACAUACCGAGAUCAUCCCAUCUUUAAAAUAUACUGAUCCUGAACUCCCAAUCAGAAGAACAAACAGAAAGGACAGAAUGCCACCAAGAAUAAUAUUUUCUGUUUCAGUGUAUGACGUUUCAGUGCCUGGUGUUUUUCCUGAACCAGUGACCAGAAAGGAGUUCUUGCAGUACUCCGGUCACUUCACACUGGAUCCAAACACAGCACACAGAAACCUCCAUCUGUCUGAGUGGAACAGGAGGGUGGAGUGCAGAGAUGAGCUCCAGUCAUAUCCUGAUCAUCCAGAGAGAUUUGAUGGGUGGCCUCAAGUGCUGUGUAGAGAGGGUGUGUCUGGACGCUGCUACUGGGAGGUGGAGUGGAGAAGGGAGGUUCAUAUAGCAGUCUCAUAUAAAAGCAUCAGCAGGAAAGGAGAGGGUCUUGAGUGUUUGUUUGGAUUUAAUGAUCAGUCCUGGAGUCUGCAGUGCUCCAGCUCCAGCGGCUCCUCUUUCUGGCACAAUGCUAAAGAGACUGAACUCCCUAUAGUGGCCAGCUCCAGAAUAGGAGUGUAUGUGGACCUCAGGGCAGGAAGUCUGGCCUUCUACAGCGUCUCUGACACAAUGAUCCUCCUGCACAGAGUCCAGACCACAUUCACUCACACACUCUACCCUGGGUUUGAGGUAGGCAAUGGGUUUUUCGUGUGCACUGGAUCAUCAGUGAAGCUGUUGUGACCCACACUGUAUGCAGCAGGACAGAAAUGUAAAGACCCCGGAAACAGAUGAUACAGAUAGCUGCUGACCAGAUAUUAGAUCAGACUCAUGUCUGGUGGUGGGACAUUACGUGAUGUUGACUAGAAGUGAAUAUUUAUGAGCUUGUACUCGGGAGAUUUAAAAGGUGUUUGAUGGGUGAUGAAAUGUAAACUUUAUUGCAACAUGACUUACUGUAUAUGGCUGUCCCAAAACAUGUAUCACCACAUCACCAUUUGUAUAGGAUCUUAUGGUGGAUGUUAAAAUUUACAUUUUUAUUUUGAUAAAAAAAAAACACUUAAUCACUACUGUUGAUGGAGUAUAUUUCAUGUGUGAUGUAGUCAAUUCAAUAAUCGAUGUUUGUUUAUUGAACCUUUUAUAGUUGUUGUGUGAAUAAUUGAAUAAUUUGAAUAAUUUUCACCAAGAUCAAAAACAUUCUCUUUUCUGAUUGUACUGUAGAGUGGCUAUUAUUUCUGAAUAACGGAACACCAAAGACACAUUAUAGAUCUAGUAAAAAAGUUUGAUUACUGUUCCAUAUCAAUACUCAUUGAAUUGUAAAGGACGGUUGAGCCUAGAAGCAGCAAUGAUGCAACAAUGUAAUCAACUGUAAACAAACUAACAAACUGACCAUUAUCACUGUCAGGACCACAGAAAUAGGGCUCAAAUGCCAUUCUGGACAAAAUCCAGAUGAAUGGUCACCCUGGUUGUGGCUGUGUGUGUGUGUGUGUGUGUGUGUGUGUGUGUGUGUGUGUGUGUGUGUGUGUGUGUGUGUGUGUGUGUGUGUGUGUGUUUGUGCAUGUGCGCGUGUUUGGGCUAUGUGUCACCAAUCACCAACACUAGAUGGCAGUAGAGACCAGUAUUUUAAAGGUGGUGAAGGACACACCUGAACUAUUGUCAUCCACUGCGGCAUUGAUUUAAUAA
Messenger RNA from Sardina pilchardus (European sardine), 2775 nucleotides. RefSeq names its product E3 ubiquitin-protein ligase TRIM16-like. The transcript has 8 exons. Gene Ontology annotation, molecular function: zinc ion binding; protein binding. NCBI's taxonomy places the organism in Eukaryota, Metazoa, Chordata, Actinopteri, Clupeiformes, Clupeidae. The coding region runs from base 40 to 1839 and encodes 599 amino acids. The record is from RefSeq and is a predicted model, not a curated record.